AUGAUGCUUAACCUUGCACUAGGUCCCACAGACACUUUGACAUCUCUUGCAGGCCCAACAAUUACGAAGAUCGAAGUCCUACGUACUCUUGACGACCUCGGUGUCGCUAGAGUUGUACCUCAGGAAGGAACCAUCCACCUCGCUGACCUCGCCGCCAAAAUUGGUGUGAAUGGGUCGCUUUUACACCGACAGCUAAAGGUGGCAUACCUGAUGGGAAUGUUCCAGGAGCCAUCACCUGGACAAAUCGCACAUACUUCAUUCUCUGCGGCCAUACCAGACUUCAGUCCAUAUACUCAACUUCGGACCACAAGAUUGUUCUACACUGGUGCAUGGGAGGUUGCCAACUCUAUGAGAAUCUGGCAGGAUGACCCGCCUAAACAUCACAUGCAAAUACCUGUAGAGAUGGCUGACCCAGACCACAGAGGAAUGUGGAAGAUCCUUGAGGAAGACGAUCCUGACAAGAAAGGACACGAGAAGUUCGCGGCAGGCAUGAAAGCUCUCGUCAGCGCAUAUGUAGGCACAAGUUUCACACCAUACGUUCAAGGCUUCGACUGGGCUAGUAUUGGAGAGGGUCUUGUGAUUGAUAUCGGCGGCGGAAACGGACACAUCGAGGCCAACAUUUUCAAGGACCUACCAGGUGUCAAUUUCCUCAUUCAAGACCUCGCAGAGAACGAGCAAGCAACAAAAGAACUAGCACAGAAACAGGGAGCAGGAGAUCGCAUCUCUUUCCAAGUUCACGAUUUCUUCCAGCCCCAGCCCGCAGAUCUACAGCCCAAGGCAUACAUCCUCAGUCGCGUCCUCCAUGACUGGCAAGAUGCAGACUGUGUCAAAAUUAUCCAACCACUAAUUCCAGCUAUGGAGAAAGGCGCGAAACUGUUUGUGAGUGAGCGGAUUCUCCCUGAUGGACCUGGUGAGGUUCCUGUGCACAAGGAGCUGCUCUUGCGCCAUACGGACAUACUCAUGUUCACAUUGUACGGGGCCAAGGAGAGAAGUAGAGGUGACUUCGAAGCACUGUUCAAAUUGGCUGAUCCCCGGUUGAAGGUCAAGAAGGUGCAGCAUCCACCUAGCACGAUAUUCUCUAUGCUGGAAGUUGUGCUCGACCAAGGCCAAGAUGUUUAG
Molecule: messenger RNA, 1119 nt
Organism: Lithohypha guttulata
Lineage: Eukaryota; Fungi; Ascomycota; Eurotiomycetes; Chaetothyriales; Trichomeriaceae
Exons: 2
Coding region: 1-1119 (372 amino acids)
Molecular function (GO): O-methyltransferase activity
Source: RefSeq, a predicted model, not a curated record